Messenger RNA from Entamoeba nuttalli P19, 633 nucleotides. Its product is annotated as RhoGAP domain containing protein. The record is from RefSeq and is a predicted model, not a curated record. Lineage: Eukaryota; Evosea; Mastigamoebida; Endamoebidae. The coding region runs from base 1 to 633 and encodes 210 amino acids. The transcript has a single exon.
AUGAAGAAUAAAGAGGAAGGGAUUCAACAGACAAAUAAUAAAAAAGAAGAUAUAAUUCAUCCUAUAAUGCCUAAACCAUUGUUAGAUGAUAUUAGGUCUUCCACUGGUCAUAUUCAAAUUAACGAGUCAAAAGAUAUAAAUGAAGUUGAACCUUCAGCACAAUUAACUCUAUCACAAAAAGAAGCUCAACUAGGAUGUCAAAAAAUGGUAAUAAGUAAACCCCAAACUCAAGAAGAGUCUAUUCCAAAAUCUAUUGGUAAUAAUUCUAUUAUUAACAUUGUUCAUGUUCAAUGUUGUGAUGAUACAAACACAAAUAAAAGUUCUAUUCCAAUACACUCAACCGAUACUUCUAUAGAACAGAGUAAUGGCAUUAAUAUUUCAGGAAAUCAACCUAAAACAGUGAAACUAAGUAAGGAAAUUCACAAAUCACCUAAUAAAAAAUUACCAGUACCACCUCAGAAAUGUGCUGAUACACAAUCAGUAGAAUAUAAGGAGUUACCACCACCUCCUUGUAUUAUUCUUUCUUCUCAACAACUAGAAGAUGGAACUUCACAAUCCCCACCACCAGUUCCACCAAGAAGAUCUCCUAAGCCUAAGCCAUGUAGUUAUGCACCUCCAGCUGAUUUUGCUUGA